GUCACCGAGGGUUGUCUCACCAGGGUGACCAACAUGGGGAGGGCACAGCGCCGUCAGAAUGAGGCUGCCGCGGACCAUGUGCAGGACACAUUCAGGGCCCACUCCCCUGUCUAUCGGUACCUGGUUGUCGGCCAGAAGGUCAACAACAAGGGGGUCAUGAUGCUCCGUUGCACGUUUUGCAACAAAGUUUUCCAAGGGACCCAGUUUCAGGCCACGAGACACUUCAGGCAGACAAACUACUGCAAGGACGUCAGCGACAAGGCGUUGUACGAGAUUGCUCGACGGACUCAACAGAAGUUCGAGGUCGAUCAGAUGGAGAGGGUUGCGCGGUAUGCGGCGGAGCGCGGACUCGAUGUGCCCGGCACGGGUGGUGCAAGGGGAGGAGAGGCGGGGCGGCGUCCGGCGGAGGGAGGGGUCGGGGGAGAUGGUGGGCAUGGUGCGGCAGACCCCACUUUGGGUGGUGGAGGCGGUGAGACGGAGGAGGGCGUGAUCCACGUGGAUUGCGAGGCGCGUGGCCCGGGCGAGGAGGGAGUCUCGGAAUGGGAGGACGUGCAUGAGGUUUAUCCAGGCACUAACGAGAGGUUGGAGGACUGGCGGAGGCGAGCAGGCAAGGGAGCUGCAGCGGAGGGGUCUUCCAAGAGGAAGGAAGGAGGGAGUGAUCCGGCUGCCACCCCAGCAGGGAAGAGGCUUUGCCAGCASAAGGUGACUGAUGUCUACGGUGGCGAUUCCCCGCGCGCAGUGUUCCCCAACCACUGCGAGAUUGCGAGUAUGAGGGCGGUGGAGACCCACCGUGCGGAGUUGGCGGAGGAGUUGGAGGAGGUGAGGCAGCCAUUCUGGGUGACUGGUGCCACCCUCCUCUCCGAUGGGAGGAAAUCACGAGACAGGAGACCGAUCGUGAAUUUCCUUGCUGCUGGCUCUCGAGGGGUCGUCGUGUACACGACGAUCAAUCGAGAGGGCGAGGCGGACGAUGCAGCUCACGUCCUUCGGAGAUGGGUUACCAUCUUCCACGAGUUCAGCUGUGGCGGGCCGCAGCGGAUCAAUGCGAUAUGCACUGACUCCGCUUCUGCCUAUGUGGGGGCUGCGAGGGCAUUGACCUCGCCAUCCAUGCCUCCUGCACUGAGGAGGAUCACUUGGCUCCCGUGCUCCGUCCAUGUCUGCAACAAAUUGUUGUCAGACAUAUGGACGAGUUGCGACGCGUUUGUGGACGCGAUCACACGCGCUCGUGUGCUGGUGGUGUUUUUCAAAACCCACCAGGUCGCUCUUCAUUUUUUUAGGACGCGCAGCCCCGGCAAGGGGCUUAUUCUUUCUUGCGAGACGCGGUUCGCGUUUGUGUACUCCAUGCUGGAGAGGCUGUUGGCCCUGCAGGACACUCUGCAAGACAUGAUGCGAGGGGACGACGCGCGGGCUUUUGCUUCCAUCCCGUGGUCUGCCGAUGUGUGCGUCAUGGUGCGUUGGGUGCGCCGACAGAUCAGAUGGGAUCCAUGGUGGCAGAGGGUGCUCACCAUCGUCCAUAUCAUGCAGCCUGCCAUGGAGUUGCUGAGGCGGAUGGAUCGUGGAGGACAGUACAUGUCCCUCAUGAUCGAGUGGACGCAGGAUCUUGUCCGCCGUGUCACGGUCGCAUGCGCCCCUUUGGGGAAGUCGUUCGCCGAGCGGAUCAUCAGGCGUGUGCAGGCUCGCACACAGCACAUGCUUGAGCCGGCUCACUGCGCAGGGUUCUUACUGAACCCCCGCAGGCGACACUUUCGCUACUUUUCGGGGCAGGUGGAGCGGUACGAUGCUUGGCUUGUGGGGCAAGCCAAGAGGUACAUUCUGACGCAGACGGGAUUCGAGUUGGAGGGUGCGGAGUACAUCCUUGCAUGUCGGCAGUUUGAGGACUUCCACAUUCAGCAGGGCAGGUUCGGGGAUUGGGGCAGGCCGGAGGGGCGUGCUCGUGGGCGCGCGUGCAGCGGCGACAGCGAGACGAUUGAGUGCGCGUCUUGGUGGUCUCAGUUCGGGUCGGGCGUGCCAGAGUUGCAGCGUUGCGCUCUUCGGGUGAUGCACAUGUGGUCUUGCGCCUCUCCAGCGGAGAGGAACUGGGCAGUCCACGAGGGCAUUCACACGAAGAAGCGCAACCAGUUGGCCUUCGAGAAGGUCGUGCAACUCGUUGAGGUCACCGCAAAUGUGCGGUUGACUGAGUAUCGGCGGGCUGGAUGCGGUUAUGUGUUGCCAUGGCAUCGGGACGAGAGCAUGAUGGAUUGUCAGGCAGGACUCGAGUUGGAGCCUGUGCGCUCGGGGACUCGUAGGGGGAUGACGGAGGAGGAGAUCGCCCGUCAGGUUGCACUUAUUACCCGGGAUCCCAUCGGGGCGUCCGCACCACCUUCGGCUGAUGCCGUUUUCGAUAGACGUGAUUGCAUUUUUCGUCCCUACCCCAGGGAGGACGACUCAGACAAGGAGUCAAUACCCGAGGCGGCAGAUGACCUUGCGCUCCGCAUUCCCCAGGAGAUCGACGAGACGCACGACGAUCCCGACUCCGAGGAGACGAGGGCACACACUUCACGACGGGCGGCGGGUCGGGCGGAGAGGGAGAUGCUGGGGGGAGACGAGGGCUUAUGGGGCCCAUUCGGUGAGGUCGCUUCCACUGGCGGCCCAGAGGCGCAGGCGACGACCCCCACUCCGACGAGGCGGGAUUCGUCCAUGCCGCCACCUCCUGCUCCGAGUCCUGCACCACCAUCGCCCGUCUCGCCACUUCAGCCGGACAGGGAGGAGUUGGGGUCUUCUUUGCCUCAACGCGGCCUUCUCCACAGAGGCGGGGCAGUCCGCCAGCUUAGGUUACGAUCACCUUCCCCGGGGAUAUUGCAGGAGGAGGGGGCACCUUCGGCGACAGCAGUGGAGAGUUCAGCGGGACCAACAGCGGUGUCGGACGCGACGAUCGCAGCCGCGGUGGAGGAGAUAGCAGCAGCAGCAGCAGCAUCAGUGCUGGAGGAGAUGGCAGCAUCAGUGCUGGAGGAGGAUCCACCAGCGGCAGGAGGAGGUGCAGCAGUGGAGGGGCAGGUGGCAGCAGCAGGAGGAGCAGGUGGAGGAGCAGCAGCAGUAGAGGUUGAGGUGGCAGCAGCAGUGGAGGAGGAGGAGGCACCGUUGGCAGCUGCAGUGGAGGAGGAGAUAGCCGCACAGGCCGAGGUGCAGCGUGGGGGCGAUGACGAGCGCCUCAUGCAGCAGUUCCUCACGGAGGAGCUCGAUCCGGCCAUAGCGGAGGAGGUCAGGCGUCGAGAGGUAGGGGGGGAUUGUGUGCAGUGGGUGGUGGCGGGGGAGGACAUCGCGGAGGGAGUGGCAGCAGAGCUGGUACCCGAGGCUAUGCCGGGUGGAGCAGAGGCAGCGGACGUUGUUGUGGAGGGACGGCCUCAGGCGGUGGAUGAGGCUGUGCAUGCAGGACAGCGACGAGUCGAGGGGCAGGAGACAGCGACGGGUCCAGUCGUUCCGUUCUCGGGCCUGCACUUGGCUCAGGCCCGACAGCCGCAGGCGGUUCAGAUGGCAGUGCAUGGUGUGCCACCGCCCGUUAUCACGGAUUUGGGGUCCGAGCCGGUGGUUGUGCCCCCACGUCUUCCUAGCCACUUUGCUCCGCAGGAGGUCCRUCGUCCUUUGGAUGCAGAGGAGUUGGCGAGAGAGGCUGUGCGCGAUGUCACUCGCUUGGACCGGCGGAUCUUCGACCGGAGGCUUCAGCACCCACCAUGGCAGACGAUCCCUUCGGUUCCAUGGGGUGAUCCAUCAUCGUCGCCCACAGGCAGAGGCUCUCGAUCCCCACACACGCCUGGGAGAUCUAGGAUUCGUGACACGACAGCAGUUCAACAGGACGUGUGUGACACGACGAUAUUCGGGAGGACAGAUAUAGAUUUGGAUUCCACCCGCCGUGUCACGGAGCACACUGCACGCCUUCAGCCGGGCUUGGGAGGAGGAGGCGCUAGGACGACCGCGGCGAGGGAGGUACCGGCAUCAGGUUGUGAGCCUCGACGAGGUCGUGGCAGAGGAGUGUCGACCGAGACCUUAGAGUACGCUCUGAGAGCAGCGAUGCGUGCCGUGCAGGAGCAGACUCCACGCAAGCGUGGAGUGCCUCCUCCUCCACGCCCCGUGCCUGCAGAGGGAGGCGCAGCAUUUGGAGAGAGUUCGAGGGCGGAGGGGUUGGGGAUGCCUCGUGGUUCCCGCCGUGAGCAGACCAUUGCAGAGGCUAGUGCGAGGGUUGUUGUGUUGAGGAAGGGAGGAGGCCCAGUCACCAUCGAGGAGGAUGAUCCUGAUACGGAUGCGGCUGUGUGGGAUGUGGACGAGUACUACGAGGGCGAGGAGGGGGGAGAGGAGGAUAGCAGGAGCGGUUCCGAUGGUGACGACGACGACGACUACGAUGAGCCCCCACCUCCCCCAGGACCCCCACCGACGCGUGCAUCUAGACGCUCCGCUGCACGGACUUCUUCAUCCUCACGAGGGAGGAAGAAGUCGACAUCCGGCACUCGAGGGGGCACGAGGAGACACAACGGGAAGGGGAAGAAGGGUCGUUGACCGAUGAGGCCAACACUCUACUUCUCCCCUACUCGCACUGUACGUCGUCACCUUGUGCGAUUGUAGUUUUUUUG
Molecule: messenger RNA, 4598 nt
Organism: Chara braunii
Lineage: Eukaryota; Viridiplantae; Streptophyta; Charophyceae; Charales; Characeae
Source: the annotation of a GenBank genome assembly